Molecule: messenger RNA, 1170 nt
Organism: Blastomyces gilchristii SLH14081
Lineage: Eukaryota; Fungi; Ascomycota; Eurotiomycetes; Onygenales; Ajellomycetaceae
Product: acid phosphatase
Exons: 1
Coding region: 1-1170 (389 amino acids)
Biological process (GO): dephosphorylation
Molecular function (GO): phosphatase activity
Source: RefSeq, a predicted model, not a curated record
AUGCAACCGCUGUCGACAGUGUUGGCCCUUGUAGCGGCUCUAGCGGCCCUUGCGCCGCAAGCCUCCGCAGAGACAGUCCUGGGUGCCUAUGUCUUUGCCCGCCAUGGAGACCGCACUGCCAAGUCCACGCCGUCUACUGACUUGACUAGCCUGGGUUACCAGCAGGUGUUCAACACCGGCUCUUACUUUCAUAACCGCUACAUUUCCUUAGCGUCCCAAUCACACAUUUUCGGCAUAAGCCCGGAAAUUGUAAAACCUAGCCAACUCGUCGCCUCCGCGCCUGACGACGAUGUGUUGCAGAAAUCCGCUAUUGCGUUCCUGCAGGCUCUGUACCCGCCCGCUGGCAGAGCCGCCAUAUCUACUCUUCGCAAUGGCACCGUUGUCGAGUCGCCUAUGAACGGAUACCAGCUCAUUGCUGUUGAGCAAGUGUCAACUGGCGGCAACAGCGAGAAUCUCGCCUGGCUGCAGAGUGCGACCAAAUGCCAGAAGGCUAAGACUAGCAGCAACCAGUUCCGCGAAUCCAAGGAGUAUCAUGAACUGCUCCAGUCGACCACCGAUUUCUACAAAACCAUCGCGCCCAUGGUGGAGGGAACCUUCCCGGAGUCAAAGGUUAACUUCGGCAAUGCGUACCUGAUCUGGGAUCUCCUUAAUGUUGCUAGGAUCCAUAACUCCACCGAUUCACUGCCAGAAGAUAAACUGCCGUCGGAGGCCACAUUUGCUCGUCUGCAAGAGCUGGCGAACAUGCAUGAAUUCAACCUUGCCUACAACUCCUCCUCCCCCAUCCGGGCAGUGAGCGGUUCGAUCUUGGCUGGCGAAGUUCUCUCCAGUUUCAAGGAACUAAUCUACUCAGCUGGCACCAAGACCAAACUCAGCGUCCAAUUUGGCGCCUACGCCAUCUUCCUAUCCUUUUUCGGCCUGUCAAAGCUUGCAGAGACGAAGUCCAUCUUCACCAGCGUUCCAGACUACUCAUCCAGUAUGGCAUUUGAGUUGGUAACCAACGCGUCGACCUCGCCAUCAGCUCCCUUCCCCGACCCAUCCGAGAUUAGUGUCCGCUACCUCUUCCGCAGCGGCGGCAUAGUCCCCGACUCCCCCGAAACCGAGCCAGUCGCGUACCCGCUUUUCGGCCAAUCGAGCACGCUCAUGCCGUGUCCGAGUUCGAGUCCAACAUGA